UGUUUCCCCUUCUUUCAGAGCUCUUUGCAUUCAGAGCAGUCGCUGUGCGCCGCCGCGGAACACAGAGAAACCAGAACGAUGUAGCUAAAAUAGCAGUAUUUGUACAAUUGCGCCAAACGUCACCUACCAAAUCCUAUGAGAGUAAUUUGCGAUUUAUUUCACCUUCCUCUUAACUUUCCAUUUUGAACAAGUUAACCAGAAUGGCACAAGUGUCCACUGUGCGCCUCUCCUCGAGGCGCAGCAUCUGCGCGGCGGUUCUGACGCUUCUCCUUUGCGCACAGUCCGGUUUGGGCUUCUCGAUCGCAGGACAGCAGGAGAACACCUGCGAGGACAACGGCAGCGUUUACUACGUUGGAGAAUGGUACUUUCUAGAGUCCGAUCACUGCACUCAGUGCGAGUGCACGGACGAGGGCUCCGUGUGCGCUCGGACAGAGUGCACGUCUCUCCCCGCUGCGUGCAUCCACGUCAGCCACUACCCCACCGACUGCUGCCCCAGGUGCGAGAAGAUCGGCUGUGAGUACCGGGGGGUGGUGUAUGAGCUGGGGCAGACUUUCCAGCCGUCAGAGUGUGAGCAGUGCACUUGUGACAGUGAUGGCAUCGCCCGCUGUCUGGUUGCAGACUGUGCCCCUCCACCAUGUGUCAAUCCUUUGUACCAGCCUGGGAAAUGCUGUCCUGAAUGCUUGGAGGGUCCCAACUGCUAUGUUGAUGGAUCGCGCAGUCAAGUGAUUCCUGCUGGAGAGCCCGUCUGGGUCGACUCCUGCACCAAGUGUCGCUGUCACGAUGGCCAGGACGCCGGCUACUGGGAGGGAAAUCGUCUCGCCACUUGUUCUCGACUUAAAAACUGCACACCCGAGCAAACGCCUGUGCAGCAGCGCUGAAUUAUCUUCGGUUUAAGCAGUUAUUCUUAAGAUGCAGCGACUGCUGACGAGCUGCACACUGCCGCCUCUCACAAACAUGAUGUGCAGGUGCAAGAAAAAAAACCAAGCACAGCUGAUUACAGUAAGGCAGAAUCAGGAUGACACGGCUAAUAAAAGCUUUUAAUGUAACAAAGUCUUAAUAGAAAAAAAAACAUUUUAAUUUAAAACAAGUGGAAUAAAUUGUUUUGUAAUGCAAUGCUUUAAAGCAAACAAAUACCUUCUUUUAAUCCAUGACAAAAAAGUGACCUUGCUUCAGAUAUUAUAGAUUUUAUUGUGGUUUGUAUGUUUCUAGUCAGAGAAACUAGUCUUGCAUGUCUUGUGGUUACCCUGGAGGUGUACUGCACAGACUAAAGUAGCACAAUAAGCCAAAGAGAUUUGUUUGUGGAAUAAUGUUAGGAUAUACUUGUUACUGAUUAAGGCAAGCAGAGAAAGCUUUGCACAGCUGUGAUGAAGAGUAGAAAAUAUCUGAGUGAAGCAGUAAAGAUUCAGCCACAUAACGACUGAAAGAGCGGAUGAGGAUUUGGUUUGAUAAAAGGAAUUCAUAGUUUAUUGAUGGGAUGCUUUUACUCUUAGAUCAGCAAAAGUAAACUAAACUCAGAUGUUUCUAAUUUACGUAACAUUUUAUAAAACACCCUCUGGUGUUAUUUCUGGAGCUGCAUUGGGCAGUUUCAAGUUCAGAGCGAGUGUUUAUGCUAGCGUGAAUUUUCACAUUUACAAAAAAUAAAGGUGUGACAAAUCUUC
This is a messenger RNA of Nothobranchius furzeri (turquoise killifish), 1658 nucleotides long. Its product is annotated as von Willebrand factor C domain-containing protein 2-like. Gene Ontology annotation, molecular function: protein binding. Lineage: Eukaryota; Metazoa; Chordata; Actinopteri; Cyprinodontiformes; Nothobranchiidae. Gene Ontology annotation, cellular component: AMPA glutamate receptor complex. The record is from RefSeq and is a predicted model, not a curated record. Gene Ontology annotation, biological process: negative regulation of BMP signaling pathway.